UAGUGCUCCAAAUCAUCGAAACUGCCAUUUCUUUACUUGUCUUUCUUUUUGCAUACAAAGAUGAUAGCUUGCUUGGAACGAAUCGUACACGAAAACGACGCCGAGUGCAAACUCGACGACGAUGUUUCCACCGUAUCUAAAUCCCUAGAACUCCAAGGUAGCAUCGAAAGCGGCGAUGUUAGCUGCUCAGCCAGUAAGGAUUUUGGUGGUCUUUAUUCGAUUAAGCCCUUGUUUUCAAUUAAACCGUCCGGGGCGGAGGAUAUAAGUCGGGUCGUUAAGUUCGCGUCGAGGACCUCCAAUCUGACUGUGGCCGCAAGGGGUAACGGCCACUCAAUCAACGGUCAGGCCAUGGCCGGCGGAGGUCUCGUGAUUGACAUGCGUUCGACGGAGGAAAACCAUUUCGAAUUCUUGACAAUCAACGGCUCUCCUUAUAUCGAUGUCUCCGGCGGGGCAUUAUGGGAAGACGUAUUGACACACUGCGUGUCGAGGUUCGGUUUGGCUCCGAGGUCGUGGACCGAUUACCUUGGUUUAACGGUGGGUGGGACUCUAUCUAACGCCGGCGUUAGUGGACAAGCCUUCCGAUACGGUCCGCAGACGUCUAACGUCACGGAAUUGGAAGUUGUAACGGGAAAAGGAGAAAUAACGGUUUGCUCCGAAACGUUAAACCCCGAACUCUUUUUCGGAGUCCUUGGUGGGCUUGGUCAGUUUGGUAUCAUUACCCGAGCAAGGGUUAAGCUUCAGCCAGCUCCCGACAUGGUAAGAUGGAUAAGGGUAGUGUAUUCCGAGUUUGAGGAGUUCACUCGGGAUGCUGAGUUUCUGGUAAGUCAGAAAGAAGGCGAGUCGUUUGAUUACGUGGAAGGGUUUGUAUUCCCCAACGGGGAUGAUCCGUUCAAUGGCUUGCCAUCAGUGCCAUUGGACCCAGCCCAUGAGUUCAACCCGAGUCACAUCCCUCAAACCGCCGGCCUAGUCCUCUACUGCCUCGAGCUGGCUUUCCAUUACAGCGACAGUGACCACCUGUCAACCGUAGAUACGGUCGUGAGCAGGCUUCUUGGACGGCUAGGAUUCGUGGAAGGGUUGAAAUCUGAGGUGGAUGUCAGCUACACGGAGUUUUUAUUGCGUGUAAAACGGGCGGAGGAACAAGCCAAAGCCAAUGGGUGUUGGGAUAGCAGCCCUCACCCUUGGUUAAACCUCUUCGUCUCCAAAUCGGACAUUGUCAAUUUUGAUCGAACGGUGUUUAAAACGAUGUUGAACGACGGUGUCAACGGACCCAUGCUGAUCUACCCUCUUCUGCGAAGCAAAUGGGACGAUCGAUCGUCUGUGGUGGUACCUGAAGGCGAAAUCUUCUACAUCGUGGCGUUGCUACGGUUCGUUCCGAAGGGGCAAUCGGUCGAGAAAUUGGUUGCUCAAAACCAGGAGAUCAUCAAGUGGUGCAUCGAAGAGGGUCUGGAUUUCAAGCUAUACCUCCCUCACUACCAAUCAAUAGAGGAUUGGAAACGGCAUUUUGGGAACCGAUGGUCAAGAUUUGUUGAUAGGAAGGCUAGCUUUGAUCCUAUGGCCAUCCUUGCCCCUGGUCAAAAUAUUUUCACGAGGGAGCCGUCGAAUGCCAUAAUUAGUAGGGACUUGUGAUUGUUUUGCAAAUCAUCACGUUUAUCAUCUUCAAUGUCCCCCCCCCCAAUUGAUUUGUGGGUUAGAUCAGUUCCAUUUGCAAUUGCUCGACAA
This is a messenger RNA of Hibiscus syriacus, 1719 nucleotides long. RefSeq names its product cytokinin dehydrogenase 7-like. The coding region runs from base 61 to 1626 and encodes 521 amino acids. The record is from RefSeq and is a predicted model, not a curated record. The transcript has 4 exons. NCBI's taxonomy places the organism in Eukaryota, Viridiplantae, Streptophyta, Magnoliopsida, Malvales, Malvaceae. Gene Ontology annotation, molecular function: FAD binding; cytokinin dehydrogenase activity. Gene Ontology annotation, biological process: cytokinin metabolic process.